Triticum aestivum (bread wheat) is the source of this 2098-nucleotide messenger RNA. Its product is annotated as sugar transporter ERD6-like 4. The record is from RefSeq and is a predicted model, not a curated record. Gene Ontology annotation, molecular function: sugar transmembrane transporter activity. The transcript has 17 exons. Gene Ontology annotation, cellular component: membrane. Lineage: Eukaryota; Viridiplantae; Streptophyta; Magnoliopsida; Poales; Poaceae. The coding region runs from base 191 to 1693 and encodes 500 amino acids. Gene Ontology annotation, biological process: carbohydrate transport; transmembrane transport.
GUCCGUCAGAUCUCACACGCACACGGAAGGAAAACCGGAGGAGAAAACACAGCGACACUGUCCAUCCUCCGUCCACAAAGCUCGCUCCUUUGUCCUCCCCAUCCCCCCAAUCACGCCCGCGAAUCGUGCCACGCACGGAAGCGAGCGAGCGAGCCAAUCCGAUCCGAGCCCGCGCGGCGGCGGCGGCGCGAUGAGCUUCCGGGACGAGAGCGGCGGGGAGGACGGCAGCGGGGGCCGGUCGUCCUCGGCGUCCGACCUGCGCAAGCCCUUCCUGCACACGGGCAGCUGGUACAGGAUGUCCGCGGCCGGCGGCGGCGCCAUGGACCGCCUCGGCUCCUCCGCCUACGGCCUCCGCGACAGCUCCAUCUCCGCCCUGCUCUGCACCCUCAUCGUCGCGCUCGGCCCCAUCCAGUUCGGCUUCACCUGCGGCUACUCCUCGCCCACCCAGGACGCCAUCAUGGCCGACCUCGGCCUCACCCUCUCCGAGUUCUCUUUAUUCGGAUCCCUGUCCAACGUCGGGGCCAUGGUGGGCGCCAUUGCCAGUGGCCAGAUCGCCGAGUACAUCGGCCGUAAAGGGUCUCUGAUGAUCGCCGCGAUCCCGAACAUCAUUGGGUGGCUUGCAAUAUCAUUUGCAAAUGAUUCCUCAUUCUUGUUCAUGGGCCGUUUGCUGGAAGGAUUUGGGGUCGGUGUGAUAUCCUACACGGUGCCAGUUUAUAUAGCAGAAAUUGCUCCACAAAACAUGAGAGGAGCUCUUGGUUCGGUCAAUCAGCUCUCUGUUACAAUCGGUAUAUUGCUUGCCUACACAUUAGGCAUGUUUGUUCCCUGGAGAAUUCUUUCUGUUCUUGGCAUUUUACCUUGCUCAAUCCUGAUACCUGGGCUGUUCUUCAUCCCUGAAUCACCAAGGUGGCUGGCAAAAAUGGGAAAGAUAGAAGAUUUUGAAUCUUCGCUGCAGGUCCUGCGCGGAUUUGAAACUGAUAUCUCAGCAGAAGUAAAUGAAAUAAAGAGAUCAGUUGCCUCAUCUAGGAGGAGGACAACCAUACGAUUUGCAGAGAUCAAACACAAGAGAUAUAGUGUUCCUCUUAUGAUAGGAAUUGGUCUCCUUAUACUUCAGCAACUAAGUGGUGUCAACGGCAUUUUCUUCUAUGCUGCAAGUAUCUUCAAAGCUGCUGGUCUUAAAAAUAGUAAUCUAGCAACAUGUGGUUUGGGGGCUGUUCAGGUGGUUGCUACUGGAAUAACAACCUGGUUGACUGACAAAGCUGGUCGACGGCUACUUCUCAUUAUCUCUGCUACAGGGAUGACAAUCAGUCUUCUCGUUGUUUCUGUGUCAUUUUUUGUGAAGGACAACAUAGAGGAAGCUUCUCAUUUACACUUUGUGAUGAGUAUGCUUUCACUGGCUGGACUUGUGGCAUUUGUGCUUGCAUUUUCCCUUGGCAUGGGAGCCAUCCCAUGGAUUAUAAUGUCUGAGAUUCUUCCUGUUAACAUCAAGAGCCUUGCCGGAAGCACCGCCACCCUUGCAAACUGGAUGACGUCGUGGCUCAUCACGAUGACCGCGAGCUUGAUGCUAAACUGGAGCAACGGAGGAACCUUUGCUAUAUACGCCGCGGUGUCCAUGGGCACCCUCCUCUUUGUGUGCCUGUGUGUGCCGGAGACCAAGGGAAGGACCCUGGAAGAGAUCGCGUUCUCGUUCCGCUGAAGCCCGGAACCACGGCGCGUAGGGUAGACAGGCAGGCAGGCGGGCGUUGUGCUACAUGAUGGCUGUUUCGGGUCAGGCCUCGGGGCCUGGAUCAGGUAGUCGCGCAGCCGUGUUUUUUGCAGGAGGGAUAUUUGUAUCAUGUGUUUGUGUAAUAGUGUACUAUCAGUGUACCAUUUGUGUAUGCGCAAUAGAAUGGGGGAGGGGUGGAAUGUAGCAAGGGACAGACAGGUCACCCAGCCCCUUUUGCAGGCAGUCAGUCAGUCAGGGGAGUGUGCAGUCAGUAGAAGAGCAAUUUGGUGGUCAGUACAUUGGGUUUCAUAUAUACAGCAGCAGCUGUGGCCAAAGGAAUAAUUCAGAUGUAAUGUCAAACAAUAAAUUUUGAGCUAGUUUCAGUGUGCUGCAUUA